AAUGGUUACGGUUUUAUACAAAGAAAAUCGAUAUUUGGUUUAUUAAAGCUAUGCCGAAUUAAAGAGUGGUUUAUAAUUAUCCACUAGAUGUCAUUUUGGAACGAACUGUAAGGUUUUCCCUCAAUUUGAAGAUGAAAAACAAGAAGAAAAGACAAACUGAGUGGUCUGUAAAACGUUGGUUCCGCUUGGGGUGUUUCCAGUCGGACACAAUAACAAAAUAAACACUAUCCGGUCUAGAGAGGAAGACCCUGUGUUUUCUUGAUGAUAAAUCUUCUCAGUUUAUUCUGAUUUAAAUCAUAUAAUAAUAAUAAAGGAACAGUCAACAUGGAGCCGGCCCACAGAGCCCUGCUGCGGGAGCACCGGCUCUAUCUGUCCGGGCAGCUGCUGGUCUCGGACUCCAUCGUUCCGCUUCUGUUCCAGGAGGAGAUCCUGACGGAAGCCCAGGUGGAUCAAAUCUUGUCUCAGCCGUCAGAGAGGCUGAAGGCCCUGGAGCUCCUGACCCUGCUGCCGGCCCGUGGCCCGCGGGCCUUCAGAGCCUUCAUCCGGAGCCUGGAGGACCACAGCUGGGUCCGAGAGAGGCUAGAGGCGGAGCUCCAGGAGGUAGAUGGAGCCCGAGGAGCCGGACGAGAUACAGGCCCCGACCCCCCCCCUCGCUGACGACCCCCCCCCUCGCUGACUACCCCCCCCUCGCUGACGACCCCCCCCUCGCUGCAGACCCCCCCCUCGGACCGGGUCUUGUCCCGCCUGGCGGCCCGGCUGGGCUCCGGCUCUCAGGAGGUUCUGCUGGACCUCGGCCUGUCGGCGGAGGACGUGUUUCGCUGCCGGACCGAUAAUCCUCUCUGCUCCCACAGCGCUGUGUUGGCAGGGCUGGUGCUGUGGAGGCAGCGGGGGGGCAGGGGGGCCACCAUGAGGAGGCUGGAGCAGAGCCUGGAGGCGGCUGAAGUUCAUCCAUCCGUCCUGCAGGGGGCGCUCACAUGAUGUGUCUUCAGGAACACGACGACACGCUGCCUGCAGGGGGAUUGAACCAGCGCUCCCCUGAGACCACUGAGCCACACCCUCCCUCACAUUCACCUCUUGUUGCCCUUCAAAAUAAAAGCCCUGCAGCUCUAGAGAAACACCAUCAUGAAUACACCUGUCUGUCUCUACUGGGACCUGUCUGUCUCUACUGGGACCUGUCUGUCUCCACUGGGACCUGU
Messenger RNA from Trematomus bernacchii (emerald rockcod), 1196 nucleotides. It is a transcript of the gene cradd, whose product is annotated as CASP2 and RIPK1 domain containing adaptor with death domain. Gene Ontology annotation, molecular function: death domain binding; protease binding. Gene Ontology annotation, cellular component: CBM complex. NCBI's taxonomy places the organism in Eukaryota, Metazoa, Chordata, Actinopteri, Perciformes, Nototheniidae. The transcript is spliced from 3 exons. Gene Ontology annotation, biological process: regulation of apoptotic process; signal transduction. The record is from RefSeq and is a predicted model, not a curated record.